AUGGAAGGCGGGCCACCCUCGCUUUGGGCGACGCUCGUGGCCGCCUGGAUCGCGAACCUCGGCGCGUGCUGGUCCUGGGGCUGGACGCACGCCUCCGCGGUGCCAGUCUGGGUGCCGCCCCCGCCGCUGGCCUGCUGCGCCGAGGAGGUGUGCCACUGUUCCUGCGACAAGGAGCUGCGGCACAUCAUCGACCUCCAGGCGGAGGUCUGGGCGCUGCGGUGCUUGCUGCUCGCUGGGCUGCUGCUGCUCGGCUUCGCGACCUCGACCGCGGGCUUGCUGGGGUUCCUGGCCAGUGUUUGCCGGCGCUGCGGCUGCGGCGCCCGCGGGCGGGCGCCAGGCGCUGGCGCUUCGGCUGCCGCGCAGGAGCACGUGGAGGCACCUCUGGCGAUAUUGAUGUUGCACGAGAACGAUCCGCACGGCUUCUUUUGGCACCACAGACUGUUGCUCUUCCGGGCGAGCGAGGACAUCUGGAUUUGCCUCACCCCGGACGACGACUUGGUCCGCGUCAAGCUGCUGGACACGCGUCAUGAGGUGCUCGAACGGAGAGCGCCCUUCCCGGCGCACCUGACGAACCAGGUGUACGCCCACGACCCGAUCGGCGGGGCGGCACUCGCUGCCUUCCGGCGUCGAGCGAGGCUGCAGGGUCAGCUGCUCGGCGUCGGCCAGGUGGACGCGAUCGAGCGCAUGAUCUGGGUGGUGGCUGAGCCGCGCUCCGACCGAUUCGGCGAGGUCGUCGACGCGGCGCUCAUGGAUGACGAGGGCCGCGGGACAGGCUUCGACCAGAAGGGCGUGGCGGUCUUGGACGGGGAGGAGUUCUUCGCGCAGAAGAUCGCGGCCAGUGGCCUGACGAGGAGCGUGAAGGAGUUCCUGGACAGCGUGGCCUCGGGACCUGGGAAUAUGACAUCGUACCAGGCCGAGUGGGAACGGCUCAGUGGCGUUGGCGAGGGCGCGGCGGUCAACCACGUGCGCAGGAACCUAUGCGAGACGGAGAUCACAGUGGAGCGCAGCCCGCGCCACCCCGACUACAGCGGCCUGGACGUCGUCAUCUCCGCGCCAGUCAACGCAGUUGGGCGGGCCCCCGCUUCGAAGGUCAACACCUGGGUCACAGAUCGGUUCAAAGAGAGGGCGACGAUCUGGAAGCAGGGGCGCCUCUACCGGGAGGAGCAGAAGCAGAAUGUCGCGUUGCGGGUUGAGGCGUGCGGGGGUUGCCCGACUGACCAUGCAGAGGAGUCGUCCCUCGCAGAGAUCCUCGACUCUAGAGACCACUGCGGCAUGGAGCCCAAGAACUUGGACAGCUUCGACAAGGUCAAGAUCCUGCACAGGAGAGUUCAAGUGCGACCCAUUCGUCGAGAGCUACCACCAGCAGCACUUGGCUACCUCAGGCACGCGAGUGGCCUGAUCGAGAGGGGCGAGGCGGAGCUGGAGAAGGGCCGAGCCGAGGGCCAGGGGUUCUCGCCGCAUUGGGAUCCCGCACAUCGGCGCUCGCGAGACCGGAGGAAGCGGCUGCAUCAGCGUCUGAGCCAGCAGGGCCUGCUGACCCGGCGGCGGCGGCUGAAGGGGCGCGCGGGCAUCUUCGCGGCCAAGAAGAACGAUGGGCCCCAGAGACUUACCAUCGACGCCCGAGCGGGCCACCUCGACGCUGUGGAGCUGGAUAGCAUGGGCUGCCGGCCCGCGACAGUGUGGGAUGACGCCGAGGGGGCCGAGUCCAGGGUCGUGGGCGGCGAGACGCUUUGCCCCUGCGCGACGGCCGCGUGCGCGGGCUGGUCUUGGGCGCUGUACUUCGCCAACGAGGCCGUCACUCACCGAGUGGAGAAGACGCUCGUCGACGGCCCCGGCCAGAUCAUGAGGGAGAUGCAGCCUGCGCCAAUCUUAAAGCCUGGCAAGUGCGCGUCCGGCGCGCAUGUGGAUGACGCGCAAGUGAUCGGAGGCUGCAAGGCUGACGCUGUGAAACAGAUGACGGAAAUUGAGAACGCCUGCCACCGCUUCACUGACGAGACCCUGGAGGUACCGAAGCGGACGUGGCCCUCGGUGAAGUCGGAGAUCCGCUGCGCGAUGAAUCUGCUCUUCUUGAUGGGGGCCGACCUCAGCGCCAAGUUCCGGGACCAGGUCUACUGCGGCGGGGGCCCCUCCACUCGCGGCUACGCUCUGCACGUGGACGAGCGCAUCAACCUGAAGGAGGCGAGGGUGGCCCUCAUGGGUCUGCGGAGACGUCGCCGAUCCGCCAGGCUGCUGGGUUCGAAGCUGCUGACGCUGAGCGACAGCCAGGUCACCGUGAGGGCCUUCGAGAAGGGUCGCUCCAGCGCUGGCCUGCAGGCAUUGUGCAGACGGGCGGCAGCUUGCCGGCUUGGGGGGCAGAUCGCGCGGCGGCUCCGCCACGUCGAGACGGAUCGGAAACCAAGCGACAUCGACCCCCGCCAGUGGGGCCGCGAGCCGAAGGCUGGAGGGCGGGCGCUAUGCAGCCAGGGCGCCGGGCUGCUCCGUGCCGACUGCCAGGUAGCCAACGCCUUCCUCGACGAGAACCCCCUCGUCCAGUUUGGCCAGGACGAGAUCGGCCGCGACGCUGGCGGGCCCACCCGCGCUGGCAGGCAGCGGCCGCCAGGCAAGGGCCGCCCGCGGCUGCCAUCGGCGCCGCGCCGAGUCGGGCCCUUCAAAGCUCCCAGGCGCGACUCGCUGGCCAUGGCGACGGUCGCGGGCGCGACGCUCGAGAAGCACGCGGCAGCCGCGCACGAGUUCAAGGUCUACGCCAGGGCCAAGAGGCUCGACCUGCAGCCUCUCAGCCGCCUGGACGACAGCCUCGCGACGGGCAAGGUGGACCUGCCGAUGGCGCUGGCCUCGCUCAAAGGGUGGGCGAAACGGUCGCCAGGCCACAUGCGCCUGCCCUUGCCCGACAUCAUCGUGGGCGAUAUCGCGCUGGACUUGGCGGAGCACGAUCCGCCGCUGAUGGGCGCAGCCGUGUCGCUGGAGACGGGCGCUCACGCCCGGCCCUCGGAGGUGGUCGAGCUUCGCCAGGGCCAGAUCCUGCCGCAAGCUCUGGCCGCGAAGCUCGGCGCGCACUAUGGCAUCGCCAUCGCGCCCUCGGAGUGGUGCGAGGUCGCGAAGACGGGGGGGCUGGGCGACAACCUGCUGGUCGGCGACGUGGUGCGCCCCUGGCUGACGAACGCCCCGCGGGUCCUCCACCAGCCCAAGGCCGCUGACUCCCAGAGGCUCUUCGACUUCAUGUUGCCGGAGUACGAGCGGGAGAUCAGGAAGGCGGGUUGCUCGUCACUCGGGGCGCGCCCGCGCGUCUGCAGGCGCUCAGGGGCCUCGAACGACAAGGCGCGCGGAAGACGGACUCUGAAAGAUAUCCAGAAGCGCGGCCGAUGGACCUCGCCCGCGUCGGUGGCCCGCCGCGAGAAAGGCGCCCUCAUCUCGCGGCAGCUGCGGAAGGCGCCCCAGCAGAAGCAGAAGCUGGCAGCCGUCUCGGGGUGCAAUUGUUCUUGCGCGACCUGCGAGUACAAGGCGGCCAAGCAGAUCGCCUCCGCCUCGCUCAACGCCUGCAGCUCGGCCUGCUGUUGGAGCCGCCUGAG
Messenger RNA from Prorocentrum cordatum, 3566 nucleotides. The record is from the annotation of a GenBank genome assembly. Lineage: Eukaryota; Dinophyceae; Prorocentrales; Prorocentraceae.